AUGCGGGUUGCAGCGCUCUUUGCAUCUUUGGAGAUCUGGAUGCCGAGAAGGUUUUGGUGGGCGACAACGGCACUGACUGGGCGUGCGUGGACAUCCAGUCCUUCAUCGUCAGCCACGCCAGCAGCGAGGAUUGUCAGAAUCUCAUCGACCACUUUGAGCGCCAGCAGCUGGGUGCUGACAGUGCGCGUGAGAGGCCUGCAAGAGAACCAGGGCGAGCAGUCCCUGGUGGCCGCAUCCAUGGGAACGACCGGUUUCGCCCAAGACUACGAGUUUUCGACGUAUGGCUGGUGCAUGUUUGGCUACUACGCUGGCUGGGAGGAAAACAGCAACCGCGACAGCCUCGAGAACUGCAUGAGGGCAUGCAACUUAGAAGACAGGUGCAAGUUCUUCAGCUUUCUGCAGGGUCAAACCUGCAGCCGCUAUGACACAGACAGCUGCUUCUCCCUUGGCCUUUGGCCUUACAGCAUUUACAAGAAGAAGGACCUGCCGUAUAUGUGGUUGGGCGCCGGCUUUUGCGAGGACGGCUACUAUGCUGGCUGGGAGAGCAACAGCAACAAGGACAGCUUGGGCAAUUGCAAGACUGCCUGUGACAUGGAGUCGGAGUGCAAGUACAUUGCAUUCAAGCAAGGUUCCACUUGCAGCCGUUACAAUGGCAACAGCUGCACUAUUCGGGCACAGAGCUCCCACGCAGCAUACAAGAAGGUCAACCCGAGCUUCAAGUUAGCUUCCGUCGGAUAUUGCAGUCACGGUUACUAUGCUGGCUGGGAGACGAACAGCUUCAAGGACAGCUUGAAAAACUGCAUGUCGGCAUGCGAAGCUGAGCAACGAUGCAAGUACUUCUCCUUUUGGCUGGGAAACACCUGCAGUCGGUACGACACUUACAACUGCCAACCGAACACAGACACAUCCCAUGUCACCUACAAGAGAGUGAUGGUGCCGCCAGCAUGCUGUACGGGCGGUGACUUCGUGCACACGAGCGACAAGUGCCGCAGUCGCAGAGUGUACAUGAAGGGCGAGCAUCACCACUGGCUUCCAGAAGGCCACUCCGAAGUGAGCCUCGCCGGGAACCCUGAGGGCACCGGUGAAGUGCACUGGGAGUGUCAUGCCCGGCGGCGGCGCUGCGGCUUGCUUGGAUGUGGGGGCACCGGCUAUGAACGCACCGGCUUCGAUCCUCCUGCCACGGAUGCAACAGUCCACUACAACGGUGAAACCAUCGACUACUGGCCCAAGUACUGCGCCCCGGAAAUGCCCUGGAGUGAGGAAUCGCCCGCAGAUCGUGGCUGCUGCUCUAUCGCAGACGGCACAGUGGAUCGGUGCCGGUCUUCAAGCUAUAUCAAGAUCCAGGUGGGAUCCACAUGGAAGUACUGCUACAAGAACCAGAUCUGUGAGUGGGAAUUCCCGACGCCACAGACCCAAGGCGUCAAGUUAAGCUGGUACUGCGGCAACACCGAGGAGAAGGUGCGAUGGGGUCUCUACUUCGACACGCUUCAGGUGAAGUUCCACUGCGACGGCAAGGUGGAGUGGAACCCUUGGUGGUGUGGUUUGGCCACCGGCGGCAAGGCCCCGGCCCGGCGUCUGUGGUCACGCAGUUUGCCGGCGUGA
This is a messenger RNA of Effrenium voratum, 1602 nucleotides long. The record is from the annotation of a GenBank genome assembly. NCBI's taxonomy places the organism in Eukaryota, Dinophyceae, Suessiales, Symbiodiniaceae.